AAACUUUUUUAUAACCAAAAGAACCCUAAACCUACAGAACUACAGGCUAAUCGGAUCAAAAUUCAAAAAAUUCCUCUUAUUUAUUGUUGUUAGUUUCUUUUUGCCCUUUUCCAAUUUCCCUAUAUAUCCGAGUGUACACAAUUUUCCACAAAAAAAUAUUCCACACAAAAAAUCACACUCCCAAAUUUCUGAAAUUGAAACCGCCAUCUCACAAAACAUUUGGCAUUACAUUUCGUUUUUGAAUCCUUCAGAAAGCCCACAGCCCGUUGUCGAAUUUAUCUUCAAUCGCCGAAAAGCAGAGUGCGGCAGGGUUUCAUUGUGAUUUGAGUUUUGGGGAGUGUGUGAAUGCGAAGGAGAUGAACGCCCACAAGUUCCAAAUCUUCGACUCUGUUCCUGCCUAGUGCGUCAAGACAAGCGAGUUGAGUUCUCUCAUGGCAAAGCGCGUGUACGAAGUGUGGAAAGGAAGUAAUAAGUUCAUCCUCGGUGGAAGGUUGAUAUUUGGGCCAGAUGCCAAGUCACUGCUUGUCACAUUAUUGUUGAUCAUUGCUCCGGUUGUGAUCUUUUGUGUAUUUGUUGCAUGGCAUCUCCGGCAUGAGUUUUCAUCAUAUAAUGCAGGAUAUGCAAUACUAGUGGUAGCAAUUGUAUUUACUAUCUAUGUGUUGGUGCUUCUUUUUCUUACUUCAGCACGGGACCCUGGGAUUAUUCCACGAAAUGCACAUCCACCGGAGGAAGAGUUUCGUUAUGACCCGUCAGUUUCUAUUGAUGUUGGUGGAAGACAAGUGGCUGCUAAUGCUGGUGGAAGACAGACUCCAAGCCUUCAGUUCCCUAGAACAAAAGAAGUGAUGGUCAAUGGUCUUCCUGUGAGAGUGAAGUAUUGUGACACUUGUAUGCUAUAUCGUCCACCUCGUUGCUCCCAUUGUUCUAUUUGCAACAAUUGUGUGGAACGCUUUGAUCACCACUGCCCUUGGGUGGGCCAAUGCAUUGGACAGUGCAAUUAUCGUUACUUCUUUCUCUUCGUUUCUUCUGCAACUCUUCUCUGCAUCUACGUAUUCUCACUAUCAGCUUUGUACAUCAAAAUUCUGAUGGACGAUUAUCACGGGACAGUUUGGAAGGCAAUGAAAGAAUCUCCUGCAUCUGUGAUACUAAUGGCCUAUUGUUUCAUUUCUCUUUGGUUUGUUGGUGGACUAACUGGCUUCCAUUUGUACCUUAUAGGUACCAACCAGACUACAUAUGAAAACUUCAGGUACCGAGCUGACAACAGGAUCAAUGUUUACAACCGGGGUUGCUUAAAUAACUUUCUUGAAGUAUUUUGCACAGAAUUAAAACCCUCAAGGAAUAACUUUCGGGCUUUCGUUGAAGAGGAGUUACAAAGGCCUCCUCCUUUGCCCACUGCACGGGAAAUAGAACCAGAUGAAUUGGGUGGGGAUCCACGUUCAAAGGUUGAGGAUGACUUAGAUAUUGGUGAAGAUCUGUUGAAGAUCUCGCAGCGUCGUAACAUUGAAGAAAUUGAUGAGGACAUACGCAGUAGAGGGAGCAACGGACCUCCUCAUAAUACCUCAGAGGUUGACUCUGCUUUGGGUUCAGAUCACCGGGCUCCCACCAUUCGAUCUGAUGCGCGUCACUCUAGUUGGGGAAGGAGAAGUGGGAGCUGGGAAAUUGCACCGGAGGUCAUUGGUAACACGAAUGUCACUGAAGGUAGAGGUCAUGUCACUUCGAAGGAUGUGGUUCAAUGAUGGGGGUAGUUUGAAUUAUUGAUCUUAAGAUGGCGUGUGUUUUGAUGAUCUGUGAUUAUUGGAUGUUCAUUUCCAGGUUGGGAAGGAAAUGCCAUUGACCAGAAACUCGCAACUAUGUCAAGGGGGUUGAAUGUAUUCCCUUCAGGUGUAAAACAUAUAUGACCUUUUGUGGGAAUGCUUGUUUACGAUUUCCUUCCUAAUAGAAUAGGAAUGUGUUUGUAAUUGUUUGGGAAUGAAGGGGAUAGCGUCUUUGCCAUUUUUCGUAAAUUAAUAUUUUUUUUUCCAUCUCCUUAGAAUUAUGUAACUAUUUGCGACGGUGAAUCCAAUUUGGUAUAAUGGCCUUAUUCUUU
Messenger RNA from Prunus dulcis (almond), 2083 nucleotides. RefSeq names its product protein S-acyltransferase 8-like. The transcript has 5 exons. The coding region runs from base 432 to 1733 and encodes 433 amino acids. Gene Ontology annotation, molecular function: protein-cysteine S-palmitoyltransferase activity. NCBI's taxonomy places the organism in Eukaryota, Viridiplantae, Streptophyta, Magnoliopsida, Rosales, Rosaceae. Gene Ontology annotation, cellular component: Golgi apparatus; endoplasmic reticulum. Gene Ontology annotation, biological process: peptidyl-L-cysteine S-palmitoylation; protein targeting to membrane. The record is from RefSeq and is a predicted model, not a curated record.